GCGUGGCCUUACCAAUUCAUUACUUGCUGCCAAGAAGCCAGAUGAGCUGUUCAAUUCCUUUUGGCCUGUCGUGAGCAUCUGAGUUCAGAAGACUUCAGCAAAAAAUCUGAGAGUAGCCCAACAGAUUCACAGCCAGUCUCAUUUCAAAAGGCGGGUAAACAAUACAUACAAAAUCAGUUGCGUGAUCUAAACAAAGUGUGCUACUUAGCACCACAUCUUUGGGACGGGCAUUGACAAUUAAUAAUUAUGUGUCCUAAGGACAAUGUAAUAGUUUGCCUUUGUUCAUUACACCAUAAGAUACCUGAAGCAGCGAAGAGUCUUUUUACAAAUGCUUUUAAAGUUCAUCAAUUAGCAACAUUUGGUAAUAGAAAGAAGGCUUCAUGGAUUUUUCCCAAAACAAGGGUACAGCCUAACGGCAAUGACUGUGGAUAUUAUGUAAUGAAGAAUAUGAUUGACAUUGUCUCUGCUAGUAUUACAAAGAAUUGGAUGGAGGUGUUCAAUGAUCCCACGGCAUUAACAGAGGAGGUGCUGUAUGAUUUGCGAGACCGCUAGGCAACUUGUUUUCUUGAACUAUAUAAUCCCGAGGUAGAUUAUGAUGAUGCCGACGAGAAAGAUUAGGAGCU
Molecule: messenger RNA, 623 nt
Organism: Trifolium pratense (red clover)
Lineage: Eukaryota; Viridiplantae; Streptophyta; Magnoliopsida; Fabales; Fabaceae
Exons: 6
Coding region: 247-552 (101 amino acids)
Source: RefSeq, a predicted model, not a curated record